Messenger RNA from Pieris macdunnoughi, 441 nucleotides. The record is from the annotation of a GenBank genome assembly. NCBI's taxonomy places the organism in Eukaryota, Metazoa, Arthropoda, Insecta, Lepidoptera, Pieridae.
AUGACACCAAGACAACUUAAUAGUGUUGCUAUUAUCGGCAUCGGAAUACCCGGUGUCAAACAACCUAGUCCCAAAUUGGGCUGCCCUAAUAAUCCGUUCAUUAUCAUAUUGGGCAUGCCCAAACCUGCCAUUCCCAUGCCUAAACCGUUCAUUGGCAUAUUAGACAUUCCUAGCCCCCCCAUAUUUGAGCAACCACAACCUCCUGGGUACAUGGAUGGAAUAUUCGUCGAAGUUUCACAUACUGUAGUGGUGGGUGGGUUCAUUGGUAGCAUAUUAAAUGGCGCCUGCGAGCUUUCACAAACAGUGGUAGAGGGCAUAUUUGGUAGCGAAUACAUGGAAUUACUUUCGCAGACCGUCGUGGAUGGCGUCAGCAGUUGUGGAUUGGAAGUCUCGCAGACUGUUGUGCUGGGGCCAAAGAUGCCUCUUCCUGGGAAAUUGUAG